AAAAUGCAGUACCCCACCUCGUACUAUGAAAUCCACUGCGGCGGCCCAAGGUGGGGUGUUUUAGCUGGUUUGGGGGAGGCCGGGGCGGAGGCGGAGCAUCUGUGCCAACAUUUUGCCCCGAAGUGCCGUUGACAUUGUGCAAGCGGGUAGGGGAGCGUGGGGCCGCGGUAAACAAACUGAGUAGCUUCGGCGGGGACAGAGAUGUAGUAUAAAACGUUAAUGGAUGUCCAGGGCGCACCGUUUCGCCGGCUGCUGGCCAGAGGUGCUAGGGAGUUGCUGACAGGAGCCCGGGAGAGGAUGCACCUUCCCCUGCCUUGGAAAGGGCAAAAGUGGAUGGACUAAGUUUGCAUUGAUGUGGCUCAAGAAUCCCUCCCUUUACUUGUCCUCAAGUUGCUAGACGCCAGUUAUUUAAAUAUGAUGGAGAAAUCCUCCCCAGGUGAUGAUUUUCUUAGGCCUAAGCAAUUCCACUAGAAAGGGGUGGUGGAAAAAGCCCCUGAAGCACAAGAAGAAAAAUGCUUCCUGGUUAUUGUGGGAGCUCUGUUACUGGACGGAAUUCAUCUUCACUGCAACGCUAUGGCGCAGGCACCUAAAGGUCAAAAUGGCCAUGGAAAUGAAAGGGUUCUGACCAGCUGGGUGGGAAAGAACAGCUCCACAAAUAAGGUCGAAUGACUGAAGGUGUUUCUACUGCACAUUUCUGCCUUUGCAAGAAGGUACCCCCGACCCCAAGUGCCUUCCCAGAGGUGGGGCGUCCUGGUUCUGAACUGGACCCGUGUGGCUCUUCAUAAGCAGCCUCCAGAUUUGCUGCUUCCCAUGGCUCUUUAUAAAGGAACAGUCUCCCAAAGUGUAUUUUGGCUAUCACUGCUCAUUCCUUCAGCCUCACUGAAGUGUGUUGAGAGGGACUGACAGCAUCAUCAGCUCUAGCUGCUGCCUUGAUGGACUUCAGCCAAUCUGCCUAUCCUAUCACCUUGUUUAAGUGACUGUUGUAGAGAUGGGUCUGACCAGAGUCCACGAAAGGCAAGAAGACAUUCACUGGGUCUUCUAGGCUAGGUGUUGGGCAAUUUCACUUUUAGGAAUCUCUCCUACAGAAAUACUCACCUGUAUACAAACAUACACAUGACUACACCCAAGAAUAGUCACUGUACCACGAUUUGUAAUAAACAAUUCAAUUGAAGAUAUGAUAAAUGGCCACCAGUAAAGGAAUGGGUUUCUCUGUUAUAAAGAUGAGAACUCAAAGUCUUUCAAGGAAUAAAAGGAAACUAAGGAUACACAGAUGGCUGAUGGAACACAGUGAUGGAGAAAAAGAAAAAGUGAGACUCUUCUGUUUGCUUCCAGGGUGUGGACUCAGCUGCAGUCUUUCUGGCACCAGCGGAAGAGGCUUGUGGUAAAGAAGAUAUGCUGUAAUGGAGCCUAUGGGGCAAAUGCUUCUAUGUUAAUGAGAGAAUAAUGAUUCUGCUCUGAUACCUCACAGUAUUGAAAUGCUCUAUUUCUAUGGCUCAUUUGCCACUUUCAAGAAGUUCCUAAUAAUGAGGAGUACAGUGGAUAUGAAGGUGGGACUCUCUAGCAACUAGGAAGGAGGUACCUUUACCCCAGAAACACAGUUCUCUUUCUUAGUCUUCAGUUGACUUCAACUUGAUACGAGGUAGCCCUCAGGCAUGGAGCGGCCGGCGGCCCGGGAGCUGCAGGGCGCCGACGCGUUACGCCGCUUCCAGGGGCUGCUGCUGGACCGCCGCGGCCGGCUGCACGGGCAGGUGCUGCGCCUGCGCGAGGUGGCCCGGCGCCUCGAGCGCCUCCGCCGGCGCUCCCUGGCGGCCAACGUGGCUGGCAGCUCGCUGAGCGCCGCGGGAGCCGCGGCCGCCAUCGUGGGGCUCUCGCUCAGCCCGGUCACCCUGGGCGUGUCGCUGGUGGCGUCGGCCGUGGGGCUGGGGGUGGCGACCGCCGGAGGGGCCGUCACCAUCACGUCCGACCUCGCCCUGAUCUUCUGCAAUUCCCGGGAGCUGCGCAGGGUGCAGGAGAUUGCCGCUGCCUGCCAGGACCAGAUGCGCGAGAUCCUGAGCUGCCUCGAGUUCUUCUGCCGCUGCCAGGGCCGCGGGGACCGCCAGCUGCUGCAGUGCGGCCGGAACGCCUCCAUCGCCCUGUACAACUCUGUCUACUGCGUCGUCUUCUUCGGCUCACGUGGCUUCCUCAUCCCCAGGCGGGCGGAAGGGGCCACCAGGGUGAGCCAGGCCGUGCUGAAGGCCAAGAUUCAGAAACUGGCGGAGAGCCUGGAGUCCUGCACUGGGGCCCUGGACGAACUCAGCGAGCAGCUGGAGUCCAGAGUCCAGCUCUGCACGAAGGGCGGCCGUGGCCGCGACCUCAAGAUCUCUGCUGACCAGUCCGCAGCGCUGUUUUUCUGAGAACAUCCUUUCCCCUCAUGACCGAGGCCAGAAACCAUCCCCAUGGGAUGCUCCAGAUUUGUAGCUCCCUCAGGAAAACAACACCACGUUGGACGAGGAGCGGAAUGCAAAGGAUGAGAAAGACUGUUCUUGAAACUGGGGGGAAGGAGGGAGUGCUCAGAGUCCUUCUUUUCCCAUCACCGUGGCAUCCUGCCUGGGGUUGUAUGCUAGGGACUUUUUACUUGCCUAAUCCUAUGGGCUAUGUGAACUGACAACUCUUCUUCCUUUAUCAAAACCGUUCAGUUGCCACACUGGUGGGCGCCCCUGUAUUAAAGUUGACUCGGGGUCCUUGCCCCAGCCCCGGUGGUUUGAGCAGAGGUUGGGGAGGCUGUGUGUGAGGCCACCCUCUGGGGCCUCUCUAAGACCCACUAGGCUCUGAGGUCCUCAAAAUGAGGAGGAGACACUAGCUUUUAAAACUUCUCUUCCAGAGUUUCUGAGUAUAAACAACUCCAGAGUCCGGAGCAAAUCAGGUCCCUCUGAACUGUGUAGCAGGGUUCAGGACCCAAGAAGGGCCUCUCCCAUUCACACAUUCUUCCCUCCACCCUCUGGGUGCCUGCUCUCAAAUCCAGCCUGGGGCAGGGUGGGUAUUUCUGAAGGGCUUCAUAGCCAGACCUCUGGAUAUUCUGGGAGGGAAACCAAGUAAACAGUCAUCUGAAUCCCACCCCCUCGCAACAAGCCGCUGAGGCCAAGGACGAUGAAGUGACGCACAACCUUCCUUACCCGCAUCCUAGUGCACAGAAGAGAGCAGUGGCUUUGAGUUAGUCCUGGGUUUAUUAUAGGCUCUGUCACUACUGUGAGACCUUGGCCACUUAAUUUCCCUGAGACUUGGCUUCCUGGUCUGUGAAACAGAUGCUAAAGUCACCCUGUUUUAAGGUAUUGAGAUGAAGUGCCAAGCACAGUGUCUGACUCAGGAAGUGUGUGCCCCCUCCCCCCCACCCCCUCUGACUGGCAACAUUAGCAUCACCUGGGGACUUGGUAGAAAGGCAACUUCUUGGACUCAACAGUCAACCUAAGGAAUCAGAAACUCUGGAGGUGGGGCCCAGCAGCCUGUGUUUAAAACAAGCCCACAGGGGAAUCCUGAUAUUCACUAAGUUUUGAAGAGUACUGCAACAGAUGUUGUUGGUUUCUGAUCCCCUCGUGGGCGUUCAUGAAGUCUCAAGGCCUCUCCAGGGGCUCCAUGGUCUUCAGAGUCAUUCACAGAAGGACAAGGACAGACAGGGUCCCAAAAGGGAAAGAAAGAAUAUGUGCAGGAUCUGUCAGGGCGUCCUGGGGCAAUUUCCCACCCUGCGAAGUAAGGGAUAUAACAAAAUGCCCCUCUAGAGGGCAGUGUUGCCUACUCAUUGUAGGAACUGGUACACAAAGGACCUUGAACUUAAUGCAAAUUGACCUUUGUUACCUUCUCUGAAGGCUGCUGGGCCUUGUAUUUUUUUUUUUUAAUUUAUUUUAAGCUGGUUAUUUAAUUGCUGUUUAUUAUUUGCAUUUAAUUGUAUUUAAUCACCAUGCCAUGUUUAGAAAAUAAUAGGAAUAGCAUGUUUCUGAUUGGGAGGCUAUGGAGGCUCUUUUUAGGAGAUGAUGCUGAGUUUUGCCUUCCUAAGGUGGGGCAUGAGUUGGAAAUAGCAUUGCUCUCCUUGAGUAAGUCUCUCUCCAGAAGAGGGGGAAUUUUAUUUCCUAGUGAUCUGAGCGAUCCUUUUAGGUAAACGUGGGAAGUUCUGAAUAGAGAGACCACGGACGAAUUUAGGCUUCCCAAUGGAGGUUUGACUUGCGGGCUAUAGAAAGGAUGCAAGCAUAUUUAUCCUGAAGGUACUUCGCCAGCAAAUAACACUUGACCCGAAAGCGAACCUAUUUUGUUCAGGGAGGAAAAGAACCCAUUAGAGGCAUGAGAGGGAGGCACUCAGACCAGGGCAGCCUCAUGUCUUGUGACAUUAUGUCUUGUGACAUUAUGUCUUGUGGGUGAUAGGCAAAUAGCUUAUGUGGUGAUGUGUUAUAUUUUCACUUUGGGUGCUGUAGGGAAUCUGCAAGCUGUCUCUAAGAAAAUAGUUAUCAUUUCUUCAAUUUUUAUUCCUACAACCAUAAUGUUGAAAAUAUGUUGAAAAGCCUUUGGGAACCACACACCCAACACUUGGCUGUGUUAUUUAGUUGUUUAACAUGCUUUACAUUUACCCAGUCUACCCCCAUGUUUCCCAGUGGUGGCAGAGUGUCUGAGGAACUGUAAUCUCAGCGCUGGGGAGAGGGCUUAGUGGUUCUGUGUUUUUAUUUCUCCUAUAAAUUGCAAUUGAUCCUUGUUUCUUUUGAAGCUGGCACUGGUUUCUUUUUAAACUGUAUCAUUUCUUAGACCACCUUGUAUGAAUGCUAGCAUUUUAGAUCACCAGAAUGUACUUUACCUCGUUGUCUGGGUUGUGUCUCAAAGGCACAACUACUCCCUGACUCCAUCUUUUAUUAAUGCUUAAGUUUGCAUCAUAGUCUUCCAAUGGGUGUGUUGUUCCCUAGAAAUUAACUGGGCAUUUCAGGAAGCAACAGCAACAGCAGCAGCAAACUUCUCGUAUCAUUAGGGUAUUUUGGGGAUCUCAAAGUCAUAAAUUCCCAAAGUUAUCAUUCCAGUGGCCCCCUUUACAUCUAAGGAAGAGUGUCUACUUUGGAACAAUACUUUGCACAUUAUAGGAGCUCAAUACAUGCAUUUAAAUAAUUUAAUGAACUGCUUAGCUAUAGUAUGAGAAUUUAUUGGUAAUGAAAUGUUAUCCAUUCUUUUCUGGGUCUGAUAUAAAAAGUGGAGCCUCUACCAGGAUUUAGCCAAGUCCAGUUAAAUGGAUCCUAGAGACAAAUACUUAUUUAUUUCUUUUGGGGGAAUGCAAAUAAGGCUUUUCCUUAAGGUCUUCAUUCUGUAAACAAACAGAUUGAAAUGGUAUGUUGCAAAAGGAAGAAGAGAGAGGAGUAUUUAGAUUACAAAUGUACUUCAGAAAAAUGUCCAAGCUUGAAAAAUAAAAAUUUUGUUCUAAGAUA
Messenger RNA from Mustela erminea (ermine), 5429 nucleotides. It is a transcript of the gene APOLD1, whose product is annotated as apolipoprotein L domain containing 1. Gene Ontology annotation, cellular component: extracellular region; membrane. Gene Ontology annotation, biological process: lipoprotein metabolic process; lipid transport. Bases 1653 to 2393 code for a protein of 246 amino acids. The record is from RefSeq and is a predicted model, not a curated record. The transcript is spliced from 9 exons. Gene Ontology annotation, molecular function: lipid binding. Lineage: Eukaryota; Metazoa; Chordata; Mammalia; Carnivora; Mustelidae.